Molecule: messenger RNA, 2103 nt
Organism: Clonostachys byssicola
Lineage: Eukaryota; Fungi; Ascomycota; Sordariomycetes; Hypocreales; Bionectriaceae
Source: the annotation of a GenBank genome assembly
AUGUCCAAGAAAGCCAAUGGAGAAGAAAAUGGCCUAAUCAGUCGGAAAUCUCAGUCGCCCGAUGAUCUUGCCGUCCUGGCAGUACGAAGUCUUGUCGCUGAUCUUUGCAACCAGCAUGGCACUGGUCAUGGCGGCUCAGCCAUCGGCAUGGCGGCCAUUGGAGUUGCCCUAUGGAAGUAUGCCAUGCGAUACAAUCCCUGUGAUCCCGCAUGGUUCGAUCGGGAUAGGUUUGUUCUUUCCAAUGAGACCCCAGGGCAUGCAAGCACUUUCCUCUAUGUUAUGAAUCAUCUGGUUGGAUAUGAUGUCUGGACGAUGGAUGAGCUCAGAGGAUACGCAAGUCCCAAGACGAACGGUUAUCACACCAUAUCGCACGGCCAUCCCGAAAUCCAGAUUCCGGGUGUCGAAGUCACGACUGGUCCAUUGGGCCAAGGAGUCGCAAACGCUGUGGGUUUGGCCAUUGCUUCGAAGAACCUGGCUGCGAAUUUCAACAAGCCAGAUUCGCAAAUCAUACAAUCAAGAAUCUGGUGCACGACCGGCGACGGUUGUCUCAUGGAAGGCGUCGCAUUAGAAGCUAUUUCACUCGCCGGUCACUUGGCUCUGGACAAUCUCAUUCUCAUUUACGACAACAACGCCGUGACCUGCGACGGGCCACUUGGAUGGAUCAAUUCGGAGAAUAUCAAUGACAAAAUGCGAGCUCAAAAUUGGCACGUCAUCGAUGUGCUAGAUGGGAAUUAUGAUGUUCACACAAUCGUGGCAGCGUUAGACCUGGCCAAAACACAUCGCGGCCGACCAGUCUUCAUAAACAUCAGGACCGUCAUUGGCGUCGGCACCUCAACAGCAGGGACCUACAAAGCCCAUCACGGCGGAAUUGACAAGGACAGUAUUGCUAAACUCAAGUCUGAGGCAGGGUUAGACCCAGCUUCUUCCCAUGUUGUACCACCAGCGGCCAUGGAAUACUUUCGGGGACGCCGGUCGAAGGGGGAGGAGCUACAAAAUGCGUGGGCGGCGGAGUUUGAGCGGUACUGCCAGUUAUACCCGGAUGAUGGCCAGCAAUUGAAGGCUCGGCUGGAGCAUUCCGAAGGGCAAGCAGUUGCUGCGCUAAAGGAUUUAGACAGUUCUCAAUUCCUUGGAAAGGCUACUCGACAGACCAAUGGAGCCAUCUUGGAGAAGCUGUGGAAUGUCGUCCCAUCGCUAUGUGGAGGUGGCGCAGAUCUCGUCAACUCGAACCAGAUCCAGUACGCCGAGACAGAUGUGUUCCAUCCGCUGGUGAGCUAUCAAGGUCGAUAUCUGCGGAACGGUAUCAGAGAGCAUGCCAUGGCCUCAGUCGCAAAUGGUCUGGCUGCAUACCAUCCUGGAACCUUUCUUCCUGUGACGGCAACUUUCGCCGUUUUCUUCCUCUAUGCAGCACCCGGAAUUCGCAUGGGCGCACUGAGCGAGCUUCCUGUGAUCCAUAUUGCUACACAUGACUCCUUCCAAGAAGGGCAGAAUGGACCGACCCACCAGCCGGUGGAAGUCGAUUCACUCUUCCGAGCCAUGCCAGGACUGACCUACUUCCGCCCCUGCGAUGCUGAAGAGCUUAUUGGCUGCUGGAUACAUGCCCUUGAAAAUCACAAGGGGCCUUCGAUGCUUUCUCUCGCCCGAGACCCGGUAGGGCACGUGCCGAAUACAGAUAGGAAACAGGUAGCCCGUGGAGCAUACGUGAUCCGAGAGCUAAAAGACUCCCAUCUCACACUUGCAAGCUGCGGAUCAAAUCUCCAUUAUGCUGUUGCUGCUGCCGAUGUUUUGAGCAGCGAGGGAAUUUCUGUGCGCUUGGUCAGUGCGCCGAGCCUGGACUUGUUCGAAGUUCAGAGCGCCGAGUACAAGGCGUCGGUGUUUCCACUGGAUGACAAGCCCGUCGUCAGCGUAGAGGAGUUUGUAGCCACGGUGUGGGCAAGAUACGCAACUGCCAGCAUUGGAAUGACCGGGUUUGGCUACUCGGCCUCGAACGAAAGUAACUACGACAGAUUUGGUCUCGACACCAAGGGCAUAGUUGAGAAGGUGAAAAAUUAUCUCGGGGCUCUUGCGGGAGCGGGAGCAAGGCAGUCUGGUUGGAGGCAACUCUAG